AUGGCGAUAUGGCCAUUCGGUCGGAAGAACAAGCGGCACACAAUUCAGUUGGAUGCUCCUGCUGUGACAGAGGUCCCGCCGCAGGACCCUCGCCACAGCUUGGAUGGCAGCAAACUAGGCAGCAAACCUUUCCGCAAACACUCGAAACGUCAGAAGAACCGACAUAUUUCACCCACUGAAGACUUCCCUAGUUCUUUGCACGAUGUUCCCCAAGCCCCUCGAUCAGGCCAGUACCCCCCAUCCAUGUCACACAGCGAGCAACCAGCUUCGAGGGGACAUCGGCAACUAUCCUCCCGGUUCGGUCCUGACGGCUACACUUCACAGCCCAACGCAAGCCAUGACAUGCCUUCCUUGACUCGAUCUGGAUCACUUCUGAAGGCGAAGCGAACCGCAAGUGGACCGGCCGUCCUCAAGAAGAAACUAAGCAAACGCAAGGCAUAUGAGAUUGCCAGAGAACAAGAGAUUAGACUGAUGGCUUCUGCCCCGAUUGAUAUUCCCCGCCGUCCGUCGCCGCUCCCUAGUGAGCAUUUCUCUAUCGACACCCGCAAAGGCCUCAGGGCCCCGAGUCGUCGGUCAGAUCGCCACCUGUCUGACGUCAGUUUGUCCGUCCGUGACUCAGGUGAAUCGUCCUUAUCCGACGUUCUUGAGUCUUACACCUUCAAAGUCAACACUUUCGCCGCUUGGACCCCCCGUCCAAUCAUCCGAUAUGUGGAAGCUCCCAAGGGCCCGGUUACGAAAGGCCAGAAGUUGCCCGAGACAGUCAACAAGAAAGACAAAGUGCCGACAUUUGCUGCGAAUGAUGAGAAUGUCCAUGCCAGUAAGAGGGUAAAUGACCUGGCUGAUGCACUGGACGCGGGUGCUUUACGAGAGUUGUUGGAAAGAGAUCGUCGGCGCAGGGAGAGGAAGCAGGCAGAAGACCAGGAAAAGUUGCAACGCAGGCUGCAACAAGCCGCUGACCAGCAGCAGCACCUGGACAAGGAUGCGGCUGAUCUCCCCACUUCCGAGCCCCAAGUUGAGGGUGUUUCUAGGCCUGAUGACACCAAGACUUUUCUGAGUGGUACCCCUUCAGGGUCAUGGCUUCGAAGCGCCUCGAAAGAUUCUGAGGGGCGAGGCUGCGAAACCCCGGAGAGUGUGCAUGUGAUUGGCAAUAUUGACGAAAGCUCUAUCCGUGGGCGUAAGGUGGUCCCACGACGUAGUUUUGCUCCAUCCACCGAGAUGGGAAUGUCUCGCAGCAGUCUCACCCCUUCUCAUUCGCCGUCAAGGCGUGGGGUCUAUAGUCCGACGUCGUCACACUUAUAUGGUAUAGGACGGGAAUCAACGUCAGAUAUCUCGAGGACCGUUGAUUCCGACCGGCGUCUGUCAGACCAUAGCAGUGGACGUGUGAAUGCCCUGACGUCGAUUUUCCGCCGGGGAAGUUCACGCCUGAAGAGAAGUUACCGUGAACGUUUCCAGGAACGAAGUCCCGAGCCUUCGAAUCCAUCGCACGAGUCCUUCUUCAAAGUUCAAACACAAUCCUCGUCCGGCCCGGCCCCGUAUGUUCCCCCCAAGGCAUUCCUUGGCACGGGCACGAUCAAGCGCUCCCAAUCCAAAUUCACGGAACACUUCGGUGAUGAACCCCUUUCACCGCCAGAUUCAAGACUACAGUCGCCCGACAUACCGGAAGUGGACGAUGAAUUCGAGAGGGAUGAUGGUACUUCUGAUAUCAACAUGGUAACUCAGUACCCUAUCCCAAGCUCUGCCUCAGGUUCUCGCAACAAUCAUCAUGACUCGUGGGGUGGCGAAAGCUGGGACGCUAAUCCCGAUAACGUUCCGCUGUCGCAAUCACUAGCGUCCAUCGAUUCCGAGGGAUCAUGGAUGUCAGGGCAGUUCCUUCGCCGCAUCUCGCAGAGAAAGCCAAGCAACCCACUCCGGACCAGUCUAAGUUCUUCGAGACAUAAGCUUGAGGAGGAAGGCCACGAGGACUCCCUCCAAGGCGACGAAGUCUCGGUGAAUGAACCGCUUCCGAGCUCUGGGACUGAGCAGGAUGAGUCUUCGCGAGCUGGAUAUGAGGCAGGCACUCAGCAAGACCAUGUAUUGACUACGGACCAUACGCAAGACCCAGCAGAGGAAACUUGGCAUGCUCAAGUUGCCAGGCGUCCCGUGUUGGUGAACCCAACAGUCCGUCCUAAGUCAAAUGAGGGCUUGCUUAGAACCAUUCUCUCUGCCGAAGAGGAGUUCAGUCCCAUUGAAGAACACUCUGCUGAUUUUGAGUUCGACACUCACGAAGAGUACGACCGAGGGCGUGCUCUUUGA
Molecule: messenger RNA, 2292 nt
Organism: Aspergillus saccharolyticus JOP 1030-1
Lineage: Eukaryota; Fungi; Ascomycota; Eurotiomycetes; Eurotiales; Aspergillaceae
Exons: 2
Coding region: 1-2292 (763 amino acids)
Source: RefSeq, a predicted model, not a curated record